GUAGACCCAAUAUCCGUCCACCUGUAACUAGGAUAUGGCUAAUUACCUCGACAACAGUAGAUGGGGGCAUCACAGCCAUGAAUGAUAAUCACGUCAAUGAAACAUGCUUUCAAAAAAUAAAAGGCAUUCCGCUUACUUCUUAUGGAUGCAAUUGAAUCAGACUGUAUCGAACAUGGCACAAUGCAUAGUGAACUCACAAUAAAUAAAGCCAUGGAUCGAAAAACCAGAAAGCAAAGAGUCCAGCGUUAUCUCUCAUACUUUGCUUUUCUUCUUUUUCUUUUUCUUUUUCUUAACCACAAUCCCUCUCUGUUAUUCAAUUUGCUCUUCCUUCGCGUCCUUGUCUGGUGUUCGUGCUCGUGUGUGUGUUCGUUCAUUUCACACACUGAUCUCUUUGUCUCUUGAUCUCUUUCCUUCCCGUCUCUUCAGAUUCCAACCAUGGACACCGUUCUCCAUUACGCAGACGAGUAUGUCUACAACUCUGUCUACUCACAUCUCCCUGCCAUUCCCAUCCCUGAUCUCAUUGCUGCCAGUGCUGCAAUCCCAAAAUGGUCAGACUUGCAUACUCUCCUUACCACAUCGUCCUCUCCCUUUGAAGUUCUCAAAGAUCUGUUCCACACAGUGGUCUCUUCUGCUAUGGCUACAAACAUGACCCUCAAUACACUUCCAGCCGACAAUAUUCUCCGUCAGACUCUCUCGCUUCUCGUUCUCACCUAUCUAGGUGGUCUGUUCAUGUACUUUUGCUUCGCUACUCCCUCCUACUACCUCUUCUUUGAUCAUAACCAUAAGAAACAUCCCAAAUAUCUCAAGAACCAAGUCAAACUCGAAAUCAUCAUGUCAAUGAAGGCUCUUCCUGGGAUCGCGGUCUUAACCACCCCAUGGUUCGUGGGUGAAGUCCGUGGUUGGAGCAAACUCUACGUCCAUAUCCAUGCCAAGGACAGAAUUCUCAGCAAUGCGAUCUAUCACGCCCCAACCUCUGUUAUCCAACAAACUGUCGCUGCUGCUGUUGCUACUGGAACAACCGUCAACGUCACCGCUGCUGCUGCUGCUGCUGCUGCUGCCUCAACCGCAGCCGCUGAAACAGCUGCACGCGCUGCUAAAUUCGGUCCCUUGGCACCUUUGAUUGAACCUUUUUUGGAUGGCUGGGGCUACGUUUUUAUCAGUAUUCUUGCCUUCUUGGCCUUCACUGACUUUGGUAUCUAUUGGAUUCAUCGCUUCUUGCAUCAUCCUCUUAUCUACAAGCGUGUUCACAAGCCUCAUCAUAAAUGGAUUGUUCCUACUCCUUUCUCCUCACAUGCUUUCCACUUUUUGGAUGGAUACUCUCAGUCGGUUCCAUACCAUUUGUUUGUGUACUUGAUGCCUAUGCAAAAGUACAUCUAUCUGGUGUUGUUUGCAGCUGUUAAUUUUUGGUCUGUUUUGAUCCAUGAUGGUGAAUACUUGGUCGACAAUGCUGUCGUCAACUCAGCAGCCCAUCAUGCAGUCCAUCAUCUGUAUUUCAAUUACAACUAUGGUCAGUAUACGACCCUAUGGGAUCGUUUCGGUGGCUCGUUCCGCAAGCCAGAUGCUUCCAUGUAUGAUCCAUCUCUUCGCAUGGACAAGACUGUCUGGAAAAAACAAGCAAAGGAUGUUGACAACUUUGAUGAGAAUGGUAAGCCUACUGAGGCUUCUGACCACACUUUUAAGAUAAACCCCAAGUCAAACGCCACCAAGGCUCUGUAGUUUUAAAAAAGAAAAAAAA
Messenger RNA from Lobosporangium transversale, 1735 nucleotides. RefSeq lists its product as hypothetical. Gene Ontology annotation, biological process: lipid biosynthetic process. Gene Ontology annotation, molecular function: iron ion binding; oxidoreductase activity. NCBI's taxonomy places the organism in Eukaryota, Fungi, Mortierellomycota, Mortierellomycetes, Mortierellales, Mortierellaceae. The coding region runs from base 436 to 1716 and encodes 426 amino acids. The record is from RefSeq and is a predicted model, not a curated record. The transcript has 2 exons.